Syngnathus typhle (broad-nosed pipefish) is the source of this 2860-nucleotide messenger RNA. RefSeq names its product zinc finger protein 385D (gene znf385d). Bases 1000 to 2235 code for a protein of 411 amino acids. The transcript is spliced from 14 exons. The record is from RefSeq and is a predicted model, not a curated record. Lineage: Eukaryota; Metazoa; Chordata; Actinopteri; Syngnathiformes; Syngnathidae. Gene Ontology annotation, cellular component: nucleus. Gene Ontology annotation, molecular function: zinc ion binding; nucleic acid binding.
UUACGUCCGUCAGUUUACGUCAAGACGUUUGUCUCGGUCACGUGACAACAACCAAAAAUGAGCAAGAAAUGGAGAUGUUUGGAAGGCUUCGGAAAGGGGAAAAAGCCAAAAGAGGAGACGGGAGAAGAGGUUACGACUUCUAAGAAAAGGAAAACUACAUGUAAAAGAAAAUUUCUGGAGUCCUACUUAAAAUAUGCAUUUAUCACCACCGAUGGGAGAAACAAGCUCAAGAAAGAAACAAGAAAGAAACAAGCUCAGUGCUCCCACUAAUUCAACGUAAUGAUGCGCAGCCCCAAGAUGAAGCCUGCAGCAGAAGUUCUUAAAUGGCCGAUAAAGCCACGCGGCAGAGAUGAAAUCCGUGCUCCACUGGCCGUGUUCUCUUCAGAUCAUCAUCAGAGUGUCUUCAUGCGUUUCUGCUGGACUUAAGUGGCUGGAAUGCGCUAAACUGGAGUCACGCUGCGUUCACAACAGUUGACGGGAAAUUACAUUUAUCCCCCCACUUGGAUCCUUUGCUCCCCCGCUAAGUCGCCACGGCGCUGCAGUGACGGACAAUACCGACCGCUAAUCAAGGCAGUACAAUAUUCCAGACAAACGAGGCGUCCCGCUCCAAAGUAUUUCCAUCACUGGCAAGACGACGGUGAUGAGGUCUCCUGGGCAAACAAGAUGGAAUUGCGCCGGUCCGCUAAUGGAUUGUGGAGUGCGAUGUCUCCGGAGCGCUGCCAGUUUUGGCUGGCGUCUGUUGUCGGCACAGCCUUCUUGCACUCGUCCUCCGGUGAUGAUGUCACUUCUCGUUCAGUGGGAACGGCAGACAUGGGGAUUUCAUUUGAAAUCCAAAAUGCAAGUCAGAUGAUCAGCCACGUGGGCUUCCAUUCCACACGGGGUGGCAGAAGCACUUAUGGAAGUGCAGACACAACUGGUCUCCCGCCCCGGCGGAGUCGCUAUCUCCCAGCAUUAAUAACGUCCUCAGCUGCCUCGGUCCCAGAUGACUCCCAGCUGUAAAUGGAAACAGCCAGAAUAGUUUGGAGAUGCUGCCACUUGUUCCAGUCUUCCUCGAGUCGCUCCCGGGCUUGGAGGCCCCCAGGUAACACAUGUCACAACGGCCUGGUGCCCCCCAUGGCCCGCUCAGCCUUGCCGUCUGUUCACAGUGCUCUGAGCGUCAAGCACUUUCUUCCCUUCCCAUUGGACAACGCCUCGGCCGCUCUCAACCUCUUCCCAGGCUUCAAUGCCAUGGACCCGGUCCAGAAGGCCGUCCUACAUCACACGCUGGGCCUCCAGCCCGCUGCCACCAAGAAGAGGCACGUCUCCUGUGGCGUCUGUCGACUGAGGUUCAACUCGCAGAACCAAGCGUUGGCCCACUACAAGGGCACCAAGCACGCCAGGAAGCUAAAAGCCCUGGACGCUCCCAAAAGCAAGCUCAAAGGAACGGCGCUCACCAAGGAGCCCAAAGCAGACAGGAAAGAUGUGGCGCCCCCUUCGCUGUCCCCCGCGCUCCGACUGGCAGAGUCCCACGAAACGCCGACCGACGUUGCCGGAGUCUUAUCCUCGGUCCCGGACGCCCCGGAGAUGACCUCGGAGGUUGAGCUCCACUCGCCCUCAGAACCGGACCUGGACCCGGAUAAAGAACCCGAGAAGGACGCGGAGACAGAAGAGGAGAAAGCUCGGCGUCUGCUCUACUGCUCGCUUUGCAAAGUGGCCGUCAACUCGGCGUCGCAGCUGGAGGCUCACAAUAGCGGCACCAAGCACAAGACCAUGCUGGAGGCCCGCAGCGGCGUGGGCUCCAUCAAGUCGUUCCCGCGGCCGGGAGUCAAAGGCAAGGUGGCGCCGCCGUCCGCGUCCAAGGCGUCUACGGGCCUGCAGAACAAAACGUUUUACUGUGAGACGUGUGACGUGCACGUCAACUCCGAGACGCAGCUGAAGCAGCACAUCAGCAGUCGUCGCCAUAAAGACAGAGCGGCAGGCAAACCGGCCAAGCCCAAAUAUACUCCCUACAGCAAAGGAGCCACCAAGCAGACGCAGAUCAAGUUGACUUUGGGCAAAGAACAUCAGUGCCCCUCCCUGGCCACCCUUCUUCCCGCACAACUAAUGGCCGCCGCGGCCGCCGCCCUCGGCAACACGUUCCCGCAGCGCGCCGGCCACGCCCCCAGCCCCGGCCUCUUCCCGACACCGCCCCUCCUCCGCCCUGCCCCCGGCCCCAUCAGGACCGCCCAUCCGCAAGUCCUCUUUGCGCCGUAUUGAACCCCCCCCCCCACCCCCGAUCAGGCAGCGGCGGCGGACCAGUCUAUGCAUCUGGGAUUCAAGAUGGAGAGCGGUCGGUCAACUUGUACAGCUACAUGAGGGCAAUAAUGUAACACACACACACACACACACACACACACAUGCGUGAACUACUAUGCAGUGUCAUUACUCCAUGAGUGUCGUUGGGUGGCGCGCACGUCCCUGUUUGCACUUUAACUUCUGUUGACGUGCACGUUUGACGUUAGACUCUGUUCAAUGGUUAGACUACGUGUGGUUUUUGGGGGGGUUGUAUUAGUCCUUGCGUAUGUUUACACUAUUCCCGAAAAGUUUGCGAUAUUUGGUUUUGGUGUGAAAUUUCCGCAUGAACCUCAUAUGGACCUUUACGGGCGAACGUAAUUUUGAAUUGGUCCAAUUAAGUUCACUUGUGAAAGUCGUACUGAAAUUUUACAUUAACACCCCAUAUCUAAAAGUUUUUGUGAGUAGUGUGUGUGUGUGUGUAUGCGUGCGUGCGUGUGUGUGUGUGUUUUGUGUGGACCGCCGAUGCUUCUGUGUGUUACGUGUCAAAUGUGUAAAAAAAAAAAAAAAGUGUUCAUUUGAAAUAAAACAAGAGUCCUACUUUGUUAAA